GUCUCGCGAUGGAAGGAGGAGGAGGUAUACUCCCAGAAAAACUUAAAGAAGAAAGUCAGUCAGGGUAUGUUCUACCUACAAGUCGUGAAGCCGGUGGUUUGAAGAAGAGCAGCUGGGGCUUCUUACUUACUGGGAUUGCUGGUGGGACGCUGGUGGCUGUGUAUGCCGUGGCCACUCCAUUUCUAACACCAGCCCUCCGAAAAGUUUGCUUGCCUUUUGUGCCUGCAACUACAAAGCAGAUCGAAAAUGUCGUGACAAUGUUGCGAAGCAGAAGAGGACCUGUGGUGGACAUUGGUAGUGGUGACGGUCGGAUUGUGAUAGCAGCUGCAAAGGAAGGAUUCACAGCUGUUGGCUAUGAAUUAAACCCAUGGCUAGUUUGGUACUCCAGAUACCGUGCUUGGCGAGAAGGGGUACAGCAUUUGGCCAAAUUUUAUAUUUCAGAUUUGUGGAAGGUUACUUUUUCACAGUACUCAAAUGUUGUAAUUUUUGGGGUGCCUCAGAUGAUGCCGCAGUUGGAGAAGAAACUUGAGCUUGAACUUGAGGACGACGCUAGAGUCAUUGCUUGCCGGUUCCCUUUUCCGCACUGGAUCCCGGACCAGGUCACCGGAGAGGGGAUAGACACUGUGUGGGCUUACAACAUGAGCACUUUCAGAGGGAGUGAAAAGAGGCCCUGAAGGUCCAUGUAUUUCCCGUCAGUCAUUCGAAUAUAAAAUUUAU
Molecule: messenger RNA, 717 nt
Organism: Molossus molossus (Pallas's mastiff bat)
Lineage: Eukaryota; Metazoa; Chordata; Mammalia; Chiroptera; Molossidae
Gene: ATPSCKMT
Product: ATP synthase c subunit lysine N-methyltransferase
Exons: 5
Coding region: 9-674 (221 amino acids)
Biological process (GO): peptidyl-lysine trimethylation; positive regulation of proton-transporting ATP synthase activity, rotational mechanism; regulation of mitochondrial ATP synthesis coupled proton transport
Cellular component (GO): mitochondrion
Molecular function (GO): protein-lysine N-methyltransferase activity
Source: RefSeq, a predicted model, not a curated record